Messenger RNA from Gekko japonicus, 1558 nucleotides. It is a transcript of the gene EAF2, whose product is annotated as ELL associated factor 2. Gene Ontology annotation, biological process: positive regulation of DNA-templated transcription; regulation of transcription elongation by RNA polymerase II. NCBI's taxonomy places the organism in Eukaryota, Metazoa, Chordata, Lepidosauria, Squamata, Gekkonidae. Gene Ontology annotation, molecular function: transcription elongation factor activity. The coding region runs from base 1 to 852 and encodes 283 amino acids. The record is from RefSeq and is a predicted model, not a curated record. The transcript is spliced from 6 exons. Gene Ontology annotation, cellular component: super elongation complex.
AUGAUGGACAAGGCCGCCAGAGCCAAUCCGGGGCCCUGUAGCAAGGGGGUAGAGUUCACCGUCCAUCUCAGGCAAGGGACGGAGAGGAGGACCACAGGAGUGCCACUCAGCGAUGACUUCAAACCUGCAUCAAUCGAUACAUCCUGUGAAGGAGACCUUGAAGUUGGUAAAGGUGAACAAGUGACAAUAACUUUACCAAAUAUUGAGGGUUCAACUCCACCAGUAACAGUUUUCAAGGGCUCCAAGAAGCCAUAUCAGAAAGAAUGCAUAUUGGUUAUUAACCAUGACACUGGAGAAUGUAGACUUGAGAAACUGAGUAGCAACAUCACUGUGAAGAAGACCAGAGGUGAAGGAAGCAGUAAGGUCCAGUCUCGCAUUGAACAGCAGCAGCAACUAAUGCGAAAUGCAAGUAGGAUUUCAAACAGUGUUAAAUGCCCUACACCAAAAGAAAAGAUGUCUCCAACUUCUCCUAUGGAUGAUAUUGAAAGAGAGCUCAAGGCAGAAGCUAAAGUUAUAGAGCAGAUGAGUACCACUGAUAGUUCAUCAGAAUCAAAGAGUUCGUCAUCCUCUUCAAGCAGUGAAAAUAGUUCUGAUUCAGAAGAUGAAAAGCCACCCCUUCCGUCCUCUUCAAGCAGUGAAAAUAGUUCUAGUGAUUCAGAAGAUGAAAAGCCACCCCUUCCCUUGCCAACGCCACACCUGCAAACACAGCCUCCUGUGUCUGCUGUGUCACAUCGGACCUUCCAUGACGCGGAUACUGGAUGUAACAGAAGGAAAGAGAACAGGGGACAUCUGAUGAACACAUUGCGGAAUGAUCUCCAGUUAAGUGAAUCCGGAAGCGACAGUGAUGACUGAGAGCAUCUUGGGAUUAUAGUGAUGCCUUCCCUCCCUUGUUGAAGAUGAGAAGGCAGUUGUUUUGCACUAAGUUUAUACUGACGAAGAUAGAAGAAUAUUACCAACUUGGACAAUAAAGUUGACUUAGUUUUUCUGUCAUUUGGAAUCAAGUUCAGCAACAUUCUCUUAUCCAUAACUUAUUUUAAUAUGGUUCUACCAAAUAUCUGAAUUUGGUAUUAUUCUUUUUAGCCAGACCCAAAGUCUAGCCUUCACUACUACCUCCUUUACUUAAAAUUUCAGUCAGCUAAUUACUAUGUAUAAAGUAGACAUGGAGGAAGUUCUUGUUUAUAGUAGACACAUUUUUGAUUAAGGUUUACCCAAGAACCUUUAUAUGUUUGUUUAAGUAGGACAGAACAAGCUGUUAUCUAUAUUUUUAAAAAUCCUUGCAGCUAAUUGUGUUUAAAAAAAUUCCAAACAAUAUGGCCAGCUGUGGUGUAAUGUGGUGUAAUUGUUCAGCAAUAGCAUUAACAAAUUCUUAAUUUCCUUGUAUAGUACAGGUUUUAGUCUGCAGACUGUCAAAUCAGACUUGAAUAGGCGUUGGCCUUUGAUAAACUUUGAUCAACUCUUAGCUGCUUCAUCUUGCUAGCUAAAGUAGAUAGUUGCACAGCAUAAGUGCGUUCUCUAAUUCUUUUCAGAUCAACACAUUCCUUUGGGGAAGAUUUCAUAA